ACCACCAUCGUCAUCUAAAAAGAGUUCUUCUUUAAUUUAAUGUUAUCACUAGGUGCUAUUUUGAGGGUGUGUGAAAGGAGUUAAUUAAGGCUUGAUUCUCAGGUUUGAUUUUGAGGAAUACGUAAAGCUUACCUCAAUCAAGAAAUACAGAUACAAUGUUGGAGGACAUGGCUCAUCCAUCGGAGCAGCUUCUUAUUGACGAUGUUUCAAGCCCAAUCAGUGGCCAAAUUUUGGAAUUCUGUUACCCUGAGUUCUUCCAAGAAACCCUGCAAAACUCAGAAGUCACUUCUAGCUCGUACUGCUGCUAUGAGAACUCUUCCUACACUAACAAUCUUCCAUCGCCACCAGAUAUAGACAAGUCCAAUAUUUGCUGCCAAGAUAACAAAGGCAAUCAUAAAAGCACGACCCCUACAACCACAACGGCUUGCACCAUCACUACUAGUACAACUACAACUACAGCUGCCAAUACUAACAACAUAAAUAACAACGACACUAGUAAUCGGUCCAUAAUAUUUGACUCCCAAGAUGAGCUUGUCAGUGAACUCUCUGCUUCCAUAGACUUUUCUCCAUCUACUUUUUCUUUCCCUAUAUUUAUCUCUACCCAAAAUGACCAUUUUGAUUUCUCUUCGGUGCAACCCCAACUCACAUUAACAGAUUUUGUAUCUGCUGAUGGUCUGUCACAGUACACUGCUGACCCUGCUGUCCCAAUCAUGGGGCAUCCAUUACCAUCAGUUUUUGAAGAAGAUUGCUUGUCCUCGGUUCCUUCUUAUGUACCUUUGAACCCAUCAUCACCUACCUGUUCAUUUCUUGGUCCAGCCAUGAGUACUUACAUGCUUGCUGGGACCAUGAAUGCCGCAUUAUCUGCUGACAGUUCUGGGAUUUUCGAUGGUGGUAUUCUUACGGGUUCUGAAUGGCAACCACUAGAAUUGGAUUAUCGGGGUGAAAAUGGUGGGAUUUCCUGUCCUGAUUACCUCCAGCAUGUUUUUAACCCUGGUGAUCUGCAGGCACUUGGCAAUACACCUCCAAAACUGGUGGGUGGGCCUGUGAGUUCUGCUCCUUUAACAUCAGAGAUUUCAAGCUUGGAAGAUUCAACUUUCAAGGUGGGCAAACUUUCAGUUGAGCAAAGGAAGGAGAAAAUCCAUAGGUACAUGAAGAAAAGAAAUGAGAGGAAUUUCAGCAAGAAAAUUAAGUAUGCCUGCCGCAAAACACUGGCAGACAGCCGGCCUCGAGUCAGAGGAAGGUUUGCAAAGAAUGAUGAUUCUGUUGACAUCCGCAGGACUGUUUGUGGCCAUCAUGAAGAUGAUGAAGAUGAAGGACCAGCAAUGAAAGAAGAAGAUGUGACUGAUUCUGAUAUUUUUGCUCACACCAGUGGUGUGAACACCUUCAAAUGCAACUACUCUUUCCAGUCCUGGAUUUAAGUACUAGCUUUCCCCUCUCUACAAUUUUGAAGGAUCCUGUUUCAGCCAGGAUGUUAAUUAACUCUCCAGGUUAAAUUUAUAAUAAAAGAAAUCAAAUGAAUGGGUGCUCCAUUUAUAUGAAUUCAGUGAGGAUCAUGUAGACAGCUGAAUAACAAGGUAGUUUUUGUAGAUAUAUCUAUCCUUCCUUUUCUUUUUUUAACCACCAUCUCCGAGAUCCAGCAAAUCUGUUGAAUGCUGUGGCAUCUCAUUGUGAGUAGUAGCUUGACAAGUUUGUCAAUAAAGUUGUUUUUGUUUAUUA
Messenger RNA from Populus nigra (black poplar), 1716 nucleotides. RefSeq lists its product as uncharacterized. The record is from RefSeq and is a predicted model, not a curated record. The transcript has 5 exons. Gene Ontology annotation, biological process: regulation of flower development. Bases 156 to 1418 code for a protein of 420 amino acids. Gene Ontology annotation, molecular function: protein binding. NCBI's taxonomy places the organism in Eukaryota, Viridiplantae, Streptophyta, Magnoliopsida, Malpighiales, Salicaceae. Gene Ontology annotation, cellular component: nucleus.